Messenger RNA from Beta vulgaris subsp. vulgaris (sugar beet), 3825 nucleotides. Its product is annotated as probable LRR receptor-like serine/threonine-protein kinase IRK. The record is from RefSeq and is a predicted model, not a curated record. Gene Ontology annotation, molecular function: receptor serine/threonine kinase binding; protein kinase activity; ATP binding. Gene Ontology annotation, biological process: protein phosphorylation. Bases 540 to 3470 code for a protein of 976 amino acids. NCBI's taxonomy places the organism in Eukaryota, Viridiplantae, Streptophyta, Magnoliopsida, Caryophyllales, Amaranthaceae. The transcript is spliced from 2 exons.
UCACUCCAACUCUUCUCUGUCUUUCUCUCUUUCUCUCUCCUCCUCACUCACUCUCUCUCCUCAACAACCAUUUUUUUUUUCUUGCAACACUUCAUUUUUCUGGCAACACCAUACUUUCUUCCUCAAAACAUUCCCAGAAAAAAGAUUUAUCCUUUUAUUGAGUUUUCUUAGCUCCAUUGUACUCUUCUUCAACCUCUGUAAUUUUCAACUUUUUAGGGUGUUUUUAGUAGUAAACUCCAUUUUUCUAGGGUUUCAAACUUCAUUUUUCAACUUUUUUUUACAGCUUAUUUUAGCCUUUUUAUGUUCUACAUUUACCUGUUUGAUAAACUGUUGAGUGGGUUUCACUUUUUUUGGUUAAGUUUGUAGCCGUUACACUUCCAUUGUAGCACAUAACAAGCAAAAAAGGAAAAAAAAAGUUGGGAUUUUUCUCUUGUAAAUGUUUCUUUUUUACCUGAGAUUUUUCUGGGUUUUGUAGAACUCAUUAAAUUAUGAAAUGGGUUUCUUCCAUUACUAGCUAAAAGUAUCUAAUUUUUUGAAGAAUGAUGAAGCAAGUUAGUGAGUAUAUUCUGUUAUUUCUGUUAAUUGUGGGAUUAGUUCCAAUAAUUAAGAGUUCAUCUUCAUUAAAUUCAUCAUUGAAUGAUGAUGUAUUGGGAUUGAUUGUAUUUAAAGCAGACAUUAAAGACCCUAAUGGGAAAUUAAGUUCUUGGAAUGAAGAUGAUAAUGAUUCAUGUAAAUGGUAUGGUGUGAAAUGUAACCCCAGAUCCAACCGUGUUUCUGAGCUCAAUCUUGACGGAUUGUCACUCUCUGGUAAGCUCGGACGCGGCCUCCUCCAGCUGCAAUCGCUUCGAAAGCUUUCGUUGUCGAAUAACAAUCUCACAGGAAGCCUCAGCUCAGCAUUGGUGAGACUUACUAAUUUAAGAAUACUUGAUUUGAGUGACAACAAUUUUUCUGGUUUAAUGUCAUCUGAUUUUUUUAGACAAUGUGGGCCUUUGAGAAGUAUCAAUUUAGCUAAUAACAAGUUUUCAGGGGAGAUCCCUGAUAGUUUGAGCUCUUGUGUUGGACUUACUGUGCUUAACUUGUCAGCUAAUCAGUUUUCAGGGUCUUUACCUUCUGGGAUUUGGGGGUUACAUGGGUUGAGGUCACUUGAUCUGUCUUCUAACUUAUUAAUGGAUGAAAUUCCAAAGGGAAUGGAUGGUUUGUACAACCUCAGAACCAUUAAUUUGAGUCGAAACCGGCUUACUGGGCCAAUCCCGAAUGAAGUUGGAGGGUGCUCCUUGUUGAAAUCAAUUGAUUUUAGUGGGAAUUCACUUUCUGGGAGUUUGCCAAUUACACUGUUGAACUUGAGUUUUAUAGGGUAUCUUAAUGUGGGAGAGAAUUCGUUUGUGGGCCGAGUUCCUGAAUGGAUUGGAGAGAUGAAAGGGCUUGAGAAUCUGGAUCUCUCAGCUAAUAACUUCUCUGGUGUUUUGCCAACUUCUGUAGGAAAACUUAGGUCUUUGAAGGUGUUUAACAUGUCAAUGAAUGCUUUGAGUGGAAGCUUACCCGAAUCUAUGGCUGGUUGUUUAAGCCUUCAAGUUAUAGACUUUAGGCUGAAUAUGUUGACUGGUGAUCUACCUCAGUGGAUGUUUAAGGUGGCAUUGCAAGAAAUUCUGCUCUCUGAAAAUAAAAUAGGUGGAACCCUAGAUGAUUCUCUCUCCACAGCGGAAGAAGUCUCGUAUCGAAGUCUUGAGGCAUUGGAUUUGUCCCGUAAUGUGUUGACUGGGGCAAUUCCAUCAUCACUUGGUAAAUUCAGUAACUUGGAAUACUUAAAUCUGUCUCAGAACACUUUGACAGGCCCUAUUCCAAGAAAUGUUGGCGAACUAAAAGCAUUGAAUGUUCUUGAUUUAAGCCACAACCGGAUGAAUGGGAGCAUCCCUUCUGAAAUUGGGAACGCUACUUCUCUACAGGAGUUGAUUCUGGAAAAGAACUUCAUUGAGGGGAUCAUACCUACGUCUCUCGAGCAUUGCUCUUCACUCUCAGUACUGAUGUUAUCUCAUAACAGUCUUGAAGGACCAGUACCUCUAGCUCUAUCGAAACUUGUACACCUACAAAUUGUGGACCUUUCUGUUAAUGACCUUAGUGGAACCAUGCCAAAACAACUGGCAAAUCUUCAACAUCUCCGUUCCUUCAAUAUUUCCCACAAUAAUCUCCAAGGUGAACUGCCUGGUGGUUUCUUUAACACCAUAUCCCCGUCUUCUGUAUCGGACAACCCAUCUCUUUGCGGCUCUGCUGCAAAAAGAUCUUGUGCCACUGUCCUUCCCAAACCCAUUGUUCUGAAUCCCAACUCCACUGCUGAUGCCUCCUCUGGUUCUUCUCUACCCCCUACAUUUGUUCACAAGAAGAACCUCCUGAGCAUUUCCUCCCUCAUUGCUAUCGGGGCUGCUGCAGUAAUUGUAAUUGGAGUGAUUGCCAUCACGGUUCUCAACCUUCGUGUCAGAGCCUCAGCAUCUCGCUCCGCUGCUGCCCUCGCACUAUCUAAUGGUGAUGACUUCAGUAAUUCCCCCUCCACAGAUGCCAAUUCUGGUAAGCUAGUCAUUUUCUCAGGAGAGCCUGAUUUCAGCACUGGGACCCACGCUCUCCUCAACAAGGACUGCGAGCUAGGCCGUGGUGGAUUUGGGGCCGUCUACCAAACUGUUCUUCAAAAUGGUCGCUCAGUUGCCAUCAAGAAACUAACUGUUUCAAGUCUUGUCAAGUCUCAGGAAGACUUUGAAAGGGAGGUGAAGAAGUUGGGGAAGAUCAGGCACUCUAAUCUCGUCACACUUGAAGGGUAUUAUUGGACUCCAUCACUCCAACUUCUUAUUUAUGAAUUUGUUUCUGGUGGAACUUUGCACAAGCAUCUUCAUGAAGGAGGAGGUGGGAACUUUCUCUCAUGGAAUGAUCGAUUCAACAUAAUCGUUGGGAUGGCUAAAGGACUAUCUCACUUGCAUCAACUGAAUGUCAUCCAUUACAAUCUGAAAUCCAGCAACAUUCUCAUAGAUGGCUUAGGUGAGCCUAAAGUGGGAGAUUUUGGAUUAGCAAGAUUGUUACCAAUGCUAGAUCGGUACAUAUUAAGCAGCAAGAUUCAGAGUGCACUUGGAUACAUGGCACCUGAGUUUGCAUGCCGAACAGUGAAAAUUACAGAGAAAUGUGAUGUUUAUGGGUUUGGGGUUUUGGUCCUUGAAGUGGUGACUGGAAGAAGACCUGUUGAGUACAUGGAGGAUGAUGUAGUGGUUCUAUGUGACAUGGUAAGAGGAGCACUCGAAGAAGGGAAGGUGGAAGAAUGUGUUGAUGAGCGGUUGCAGGGCAGAUUCCCAGCUGAGGAAGCCAUUCCAGUUAUGAAAUUAGGUUUGAUUUGCACAUCACAGGUUCCAUCAAACAGGCCUGAUAUGAGAGAAGUGGUUAAUAUCUUGGAGUUGAUCAGGUGUCCUUCGGAAGGCCAAGAAGAAUCAGCGUAAGUACUAUAUUCGGACAUGCCUAGACAUUAACAUGCCAAAGUUUCACCUAUUGAGUUAUCCGGCGAAGAGGAAUCCGGUCUGUGUAUUAGCCAAAAACGAGCAGGAUGUUGUUGAAAACCAAUUUGUUCUCAUUGUUUUGUUCAUUAUUUUUGGCCUUAAUUUCUGCUUUUGUAGUUCUCAGUUCUCACUGUAUGUUGUAAGCAGGAAGUAGUUUUUGCCGGAUUCCUCUUCACCGGGUUUAAAUUUGGCAACCCAUUUUGGAUAUCCUUAGGUAGUUUUUAAUCUUCUGUUUAUGAUUGUGAUGUAAAAUUGUAAGUUGAUAUUCUUGGUUGAUUCUAACCAUUGCUUCUGAGUG